This is a messenger RNA of Mercurialis annua (annual mercury), 2986 nucleotides long. RefSeq lists its product as uncharacterized. The transcript has 2 exons. Gene Ontology annotation, molecular function: protein dimerization activity. The record is from RefSeq and is a predicted model, not a curated record. The coding region runs from base 526 to 2820 and encodes 764 amino acids. NCBI's taxonomy places the organism in Eukaryota, Viridiplantae, Streptophyta, Magnoliopsida, Malpighiales, Euphorbiaceae.
CCUACCUCACUUAAAAAAAAAAAAAAAAUUUACAGGUAAUACUAAUGUGCAUUUGUUAACAUUCCGUCACUUUUUUGCCAUGAUAUUGACCUCCACCUUUUAACAUGAACCAUAAUAAGGUGAGAAGGCUGUUUGGUGGGUCCCAAACAAAACAAAUUUGGCCACAAAAUUAGCCACGUUGCAAGUGAGAUUAAUUGGUAAUAUUUACGUUUAGUACUAUUAAAAUUAGGAGUAUAGUUAAAUUUAAUUAUUAAAAAAUUUCCUUAAUUAAACAAUUCAUAUUCAACUUAAAUUCCAAUUCUAAAAUUUCCAACACUUUCCUAUUCAAAAACAUACUUUAAAUUUCCUAAUCCUUUUUAAAUAAGGUGAAUUCAAUUUCUAUAAAUACACAUUAAGUGCAUUAAUAACUCAACAAUUUAAUUAAGUUUCUCAUUAGUUAUUUUUUCUAAAUCUUCCUCUAUUAGUUUGAAAAAUUCUGAAUCGCUCGUCGGAAUUCACCGCUCGCCGGACGUUUGUUUGAAGAUAAUGGAUAAAUUCUUGAUAAAAAGACCACGACCCUCAGUCGGAGAAUCUUCUAAUAUUCCGGAUACUGAUAAUUCAAGAAGAGCACGAGUAGAGUUUAAUGUUGAUGAUAUUAUUCACGAUCCUGGAAAACGUAAACCUAUUAAUUCAUAUGAUCCUAGUAUCAGAGAUCAAGUUCGUAUGGAGUAUUUGUUAAAAGGUCCUUGUCAACCCAAAAGACAUGAUUUUCCUAAAAAACAAUUUGGAGAAAAGAAAAGAAGUUUUAAAGAGUAUUGGUUCAAUGAGUUUAAUUGGCUGGAAUAUAGUGUAUCUAAAGAUAGUGCAUAUUGUUUAUGUUGUUAUCUUUUUAAACAAGGUUAUGGAUUGCAAUCGGGUGGAGAAGCUUUUGUAUCGAAUGGGUUUAUCAAUUGGAAAAACGCUAAGGAAGCCUUUAAAACUCAUAUUGGUGCAUCUAAUAGUUUUCAUAAUAUGGCUAGAAGAAAGUGCGAAGAUUUACAAAAUCAACGUCAAAGUGUGGCAUAUCUACUUUCAAAUCAAAAACUUGAAAUGCAAGAAUCAUACCGCAUUAGAUUGACCGUGACAUUAAGAUGUGUCCGCUAUCUUUCACGUCUAGGUUUGGCUUUUCGUGGCAAUGAUGAGACUUUUGAUUCAGAUAAUAAAGGUAAUUUCCUGGAAACUAUUGAUUUUGCUACGUCUUUAAAUGAAGAAUUUGCAAAACAUGUGGGAUCUCACGCUCCAGGAAACAACCAGAUGACAUCUCCCGACAUACAAAAAGAUAUGCUAAAUGCUUGCGCAUCAUUGACAACAGAUGCAAUUAUUAAAGAUAUUGGUGAUUCAUUCUAUGCUCUUUUAGUUGAUGAGUCUCGAGAUAGCUCAAUACAAGAGCAAAUGAUUGUGGUUCUACGAUAUGUUGAUAAAGACGGACAAGUUAUCGAGCGGUUUAUAGGUAUUAAACAUGUGAGUGAUACUAGUGCUAAAUCCUUGAAAAGCGCUGUCGAUAAACUAUUUUCCGAGCAUAAUUUAUCCAUAUCAAAAUUGAGAGGACAGGGAUAUGAUGGGGCAGCUAACAUGAGUGGUGAGUUCAAUGGAUUAAAGUCAAUAAUAUUGGAGGAAAAUCAAUCAGCUUUUUUUGUGCAUUGCUUUGCUCACCAACUCCAAUUAGUUGUUGUUGCUGUUUCAAAGAACAACCUAGCAGUUGGUAAUUUUUUUAAUUAUACAUCUAUUAUUGUUAAUAUUGCUGCAGCUUCUUGCAAAAGAUCUGAUGCUCUCAAGCAUUCCCAUCAUCAAAAGACACUCGAGAGGUUGGAAACAGGAGAGAUAUGUACUGGAACAGGCCAAAAUCAACAAACUAGUCUCAAACGCCCGUGUGACACACGUUGGGGUUCAUACCAUGGUACAAUCAUUCGACUCUUAGAUAUGUAUCCUGCAGUUUUAGAUGUUCUUGAAACUAUAAAAUUGGAAGGUAGUGAUGGAGCACAAAGAUCCAUGGCUGGGAGUAUGAUAUUAAAGAUGGAAGAGUAUGAGUAUGUGUUCACAAUGCAUCUGAUAAAAACAAUUAUGGGAAUCACGAAUGAGUUAUCACAAGCCUUGCAACGAAAAGAUCAAGACAUUGCCAAUGCCAUGAGUCUAGUUAAAGCAGUUAAGCACCGAUUGAAUACUUUGAGGAUGAAUGAAUGGGAUAAGUUCUUAAAUGAAGUUGAUGUUUUUUGUGCGAAGCAUGGCAUAAUUAUGCCCAAUAUGGAAGAUUUUGUUCCUACACGUAGUCGGUUGAAAGCAGGAGAGCUCAUAAUUACAUACCUUCAUCAUUUUUGCUUUGACGUCUUCUAUGCGGUAAUAGAUUUAAUUUCCAUCGAAAUGAAUAAUCGUUUUCCAGAGUCAAAUUCAGAAUUGCUUUUAUGCAUAUCAUGUCUAGAUCCAAAAAACUCGUUUGAAGCUUUUGACCAUGUUAAGUUACUUCGACUUGCUGAACUAUAUUCAUCAGAUUUUUCAAGUACUGAUAUUAUCAUUCUUGAAAAUCAAAUUCAGACUUAUAUUUUUGAUGUUAGAAAUACAAGCGAUUUUUGUGAUCUUCGUGAUAUUGGUGGUCUUGCUAAAAUGAUGGUUAAGAAGGGAAAAGACCGUUUAUUUCCUUUGGUUUAUCUACUUAUUCGGUUGGCAUUGACAUUACCAGUUGCGACUGCAACAGUUGAGAGAGUAUUUUCAGCUAUGAAUAUCGUCAAGACAGAUUUACGGAGUAAGAUGGCAAAUCAAUUCAUGAAUGAUUGUCUAGUAUGUUUUACAGAAAAAAAAAAUCUUUAAGAGUAUUGAUGAUGAGGACAUCUUACAAAGAUUUCAAAAGAUGAAGACUCGUAGGAUACAAUUGCCUCUAAUUAGAAAGCAAUAAUUCUUUAAUUUUGUAAUGCGUUUUUUUAGUUUUCAUUUUUUUUUACCUUAAAAAAUUUAAUAAUUAUACAUUUUGAUUAUA